This is a messenger RNA of Leptomonas pyrrhocoris, 422 nucleotides long. Its product is annotated as putative dynein-associated protein. The record is from RefSeq and is a predicted model, not a curated record. NCBI's taxonomy places the organism in Eukaryota, Euglenozoa, Kinetoplastea, Trypanosomatida, Trypanosomatidae. Gene Ontology annotation, cellular component: cytoplasmic dynein complex; cytoplasm. Bases 63 to 422 code for a protein of 119 amino acids. Gene Ontology annotation, molecular function: dynein intermediate chain binding. The transcript has a single exon. Gene Ontology annotation, biological process: microtubule-based movement.
GCUGUACAUUUCCUCUCUUUCUGUUUUCUUUGGCCGCGCAGCUGAUCUGAACUCACAUCAAAAUGGAGACAGGCAACGUCGCGACGACCGAGCGAGACGCCCACCUGCAGAACGUAGAGGACACGUUAAACCGCAUAGCACACCACCGAGGUGUGGAAGGGUACUUUGUAAUUGAGCCCAAUAAAGGGAAGUUGCUGAACUUUGCUGGCUUCAGCGGAAGCACGAGAGAAGUUAACCGCUAUGUAGAUAAGCUCAGAGGCUUCAUAGACCUCGCCGCCUCCACAGUCCGUACAAUUGAUUGGCGUGAUGAAAUGACGUUUCUCCGCAUCAGCUGUGGUACCGUCGAUAUUCUUGUUGCUCCUGACGCUAACAAAGAGUACACCAUGGUUGUCGUCCAGAGAAUUGAUGCUGAAGGCCAAUAG